Dictyostelium discoideum AX4 is the source of this 870-nucleotide messenger RNA. RefSeq lists its product as hypothetical. Gene Ontology annotation, cellular component: membrane. The transcript has 4 exons. Bases 1 to 870 code for a protein of 289 amino acids. The record is from RefSeq and is a predicted model, not a curated record. Lineage: Eukaryota; Evosea; Eumycetozoa; Dictyosteliales; Dictyosteliaceae.
AUGAAUUCUUCUUCGGUAAAUUUAGCCGACCUCCCAAAGUAUCCAAAUUUAUAUGGAUAUGAACCAAGUCAAGGAUUAUCAAUAGCAGCUAUUGUGUGCUUUUCAACAGUGUCUCUUGUAUUAAUAAUUUUAUCAAUAAAAUUUAAAAAGUUUUAUUUUUUAGUUGCACCUGGUGCAGGAAUUGUUACAGUCAUAGGAUAUGCAAUUAGAAUUAAGAGUGCCCAAGACACCCAUGUCCUUGGAACAUAUAUUGCAACUACAUUACUUAUUCUAUUACCACCAACUGCUUUAGCAGCUGUUUUUUUAUUUGCCCAACUUGGUAAAAUUAUGAAAAGAACUGGAAUACAACAUCCAAUUUUUAAACCAAACGUUGUUAAAUAUUUAUUUUUAAUAGUGGAUAUAUUUUCAAUUAUUAUUCAAGGAGCUGGUGGCGCACUUUUAGCUCAAUCAGCAGAUAAUCCUGAUUUAGAUAAGCCAGCAAAAGGUGUGAUGUUAACAGGAUUAUGUAUAGCUUUAUGUUCAUUCACAUUAUUCUUUUUUUUAAUAAUAUAUUUAUAUAUUAAGGUAUUAAAAGUACAAGAAGAGGAUAAAAAAUGGAGAAUUAUAUUUAUUGCUUUAUUUGCAAGUGGUAUAUUAAUUAUUUUAAGAAGUAUAUAUCGUGUUGCAGAAUAUGCAGGCGGUUAUCAUUCAGCAGUUAUGAUUAACGAACCUUUAUUCUAUGGUUUGGAUACUCUCCCAAUGUUUUUAUUAAUGUGUAUUUGGAUUCCAUUCCACCCAGGUUUCGUAUCAUUAAGUAAAAAGAAAGAAAACAAAGAAGAAGAUAAGAAAAAUUAUGAUACAGAAACUAGAAAUGGGGUUGAAUUAGAAUAA